This is a messenger RNA of Coregonus clupeaformis (lake whitefish), 839 nucleotides long. RefSeq lists its product as uncharacterized. The transcript has 5 exons. Bases 152 to 592 code for a protein of 146 amino acids. The record is from RefSeq and is a predicted model, not a curated record. Gene Ontology annotation, molecular function: cysteine-type endopeptidase inhibitor activity. Lineage: Eukaryota; Metazoa; Chordata; Actinopteri; Salmoniformes; Salmonidae.
CCAGGAAGAGGGUGUGGACUUAACUGGCUGGUUAAACAUUCCAGUGCUUAAAUACAGAACCCUUCCUUUCUCUCAUUCAACAGCAGACUGACCCGGACCACAGAGGACAGCUAACGGAUAGUAUUCUAACUCCAGAGGAAACCAUAAGACCAUGGCUCCCCAGUUGUUGAUGUUGUCUCUGGUCUCAGCUCUCUACCUGGUGGCUCAGGGACAGGAGCAGCCUCAACCCAUAGAGGAGGAACUCAUCACAGCCAAGAACAUCCAGCCUCUGGGUGGCUGGUUCAACAGAGACCCAGAGAGCCCAGAGAUACAGACUGCUGCUAAAGCUGCCGUGGAGGCGUUUAACAGCCAGUCUAAUGCCAGGAAAUACUUCAGACUCAUCAACGUCAUCUCUGCUGAGACACAGGUGACUAACAUGAUCAACUAUAAGAUUGAGGCGACCAUCGGGAAGACCAAGUGCCUCAAAACCGAGCACAACUCUGAUGUGGAGUCCUGUGUUCUGGGGAAAAGGCGUCUGACAUGUACGUUUGAGGUGUGGUUUAACCCUCGUAAUGACAAGCACGAGCUCUCCGCCUCCUCCUGCCAGAAGUAAGACUGACUCCAGAUCAGUUUCAACCAACAACUACAUGAUCUGUCCUCUUCCUCGUCCUCUUCCUCCUGCAAUAAGUAACACUGACUCCAGACCAGCCAUCAGCGUCUACUGACUACCUGAACACAACAAUGACUAUCUACAGAGUUACGCUACAACGGCAUGCUUAGUCGUUGAAUGACUCAACUUUUUAAAACUGCACAGAUUUAUUUUGCUGUGAUUCUGUUUCUAAUAAAAUUGCUUAAACUGA